AUGAAUUCAAAUAAUUUUUUUAAGAGGGUUAAGCCUAAGAUCGAUCAAUUGGUAUAUGAAUAUAACACUUUUAAUUCGGACAUUGAGGAAAAAUAUCAAGAAUACCUUUAUUCGAUAAAUCAUUCUCAGAUAUCAGCAGUUCAACUUCAAAAUUACUUUGUUCCAAAGGGCACAAAUGAAUUACUAUUGCAAUAUGAGAAAAUAUUUCGUCAGCAAAUAUCCGAAUUACGUAAUUAUUUAUCGAAAAUCACAUUUAGAAAAUCCAAAUCAGAAGGUAUUCUUAAUAUUGGACUUCAAGAUGAUCUUCUUGACGAUGAUUUACUAGAAAAGACACAAAAUGAUAUACAAAAAGCUCAAAAACUUUUAGAUAAUCAAGAUUUACGCGAAAUACAAGAUUCAGUUGUUGAAGAUUUGGCAAAAAUUAAUGAAAUUUCACGAAAUAAUACAAGAAAGAAACUCUUACUUAGAAAUUUAUCAGAUUCCUUAUUACAUCAGCAAAAUCUUUCUCCAAGAUCAUUAAAGAAUAAAAUAUCAUUUGAAAAUCAAUGUGAUACGCAACUUUCCAAUGAUUUUGAGAAAGAAAUUUCUGAAUUAAAAAAUGAAAUUCAGGAAAGAAAGAAAAAACUCAAAGAUUAUGAACGAGAGACAAAUAAAAUCGAUAAAGAAUCCAAAGCAAUUAAAGAAAAGAAACAAUUACAGCUCAAUGACGAAUUAGAAACUAUUGAGAAAAAUAAAUUAAUUUUAGAUGAAACAAUUGAUCUUGACAAUAAAAUAAACGCAAUACUACAAGAAAACAAAACUCUUUCUUAUCAAUUAGAUGAUUUAAGAGCAGAAAAUGAAAGAUUAAGAAGAGAAAAUUUCACUGCGCAAAGAGAUAAAGCAAAUCUUGAAAAUGCAAAGAAGGACAUUAUCAAAAUGAAAUCAAAUUGCGAACGAUUACAACGAGAAAUCGAAAAAAGUGAAAAAGAUUUGGAAAUUUAUAGAAAAAUUGUAAAUGACUUAGAAAUACAAGUAAAAGAUAAAGAAAAUCAAUACACUAACUCAGAAUCUAGAAUCAAAUCUUUAGAAGGAAUGAUGAAAGAAACAGAUUCAAAUCUUGUCAAUACAAUACAUAAAAAACAGAAAGAAAUAGACUUAAUGAACUCAGUAUCUGAUACAAAAGCAGUGAUUGAGGACCAAUUUGACAAUUAUUCUGAUGAAAUUGUAAAAUUAUUCAAUUCGGAUUUGUCGAGAUCAACAUCUGAAAAAGUUUUUGAUCAGCAAAUAAAAGUUCAAACAAAUUCCAAUUUUUCGCAUGAUGAUUUAAUUGAUUCUUCACCAAUUAAACAGAAAAUUGAAAUUAAAGACAUAAAUCAUAUGCAUAAUUCAUCCCAAGAUAAUCCUAUUGACGAAUUAACAUCUCUUUUUUCAUAA
This is a messenger RNA of Trichomonas vaginalis G3, 1413 nucleotides long. RefSeq lists its product as uncharacterized. The coding region runs from base 1 to 1413 and encodes 470 amino acids. The record is from RefSeq and is a predicted model, not a curated record. NCBI's taxonomy places the organism in Eukaryota, Parabasalia, Trichomonadida, Trichomonadidae. The transcript has a single exon.